AUGCUAAGCGGCAACCUCAAGGUGACCAUCUAUGUUGACUCCUUGACAUGUCACUUAGUGAGUGUCAUAGUACCAGCUGUGGGUUCCAUCAAGAAGAGUUCACCCUCAUAUCUCUUGCUGGGGCAUACUGAUUUCUUCUGUGAGGAAGCACAGUCAUGUCAUGUUAUUGAUGACUUUGAGGCUCAUGGACUUAUCAAGCCAAGGAGAGACAGUCUACCUACCAGUCACCACCACCAACUCCUCAUGGGCAACACCUUCCUCUUCCGUGAACCCAUCCGGCAGGAGCUUUGCUUGUAUCUGAUUGCCCUUGGGAAGGACAUCACCAGUCUCAUACCUCUCACAGACAAAGAUGAGAGAGUGGUUAUGGCUUCUGUCAUCACUCCAAAGCUUCUGUCAGCAGGUGUGGACCUCUCUGUUCUAUAUGGACACAUGGAGUCAGUGGUGAGGCUGGCACAAGAGACCCUCAUGGUGUUGCAUACAACACAGUGCCCCUCUGAGUACCUCUGCUAUAAGCCUCACCCAUCACUCCAAGACACAGGUAACCACUACCCAUUGUGCAGCAGUCAGCCAGUAGUGUUGUUUGGGGAGGUGACACCUCUGCAGCAUCGUGGCCCAGACUUGGCACUCUUGCACAUGGGAGGCAUCAUACACAUUAUUUUCCUGUUUGCCCGAAUGGUGGAGCUGAAGAGUGAUGAGCGUGAGCAGGCGGCAGUGCUAUGCCUGCUCACUCACUGCAUACAUUCCUCGCCACAGCUGGCUGCUCAGUUUGAGGGCUUGAGAGGCAGCUCCCUUGUGUUCCGCAUCUUGCGUUCACCUUUCUCAUGUCCUGGUGUGCAGGUGAUGAAGGCACUAGUUGAUGGGUGCACAUCACCAAGUGUUGUUCAGUACAUGGCUUGCCGGGAUGUUUACACAGUAAGCAACCAUGUCCCAGCGCUUCUAACUGACCGUGCCCUCAUCUGUGCUCUCCUUACCAACUGGCGGACUUUUCUUGACAACUUCUCAAAGGACCAGACAACCAAAUAUUGUGUGAAUGAAAAGGGAGAAAGGAUUACUGUUAUUGGCAUCAUUCUCUCAGUCCUGAAGGCCCUGUUGGCUGAAAACCAGCCAUAUAGAGACUUUAAUGUAGCUCAGCUCAGGGACAUUGAUGCUCUUGACAAGAUCCUCUUCAUGUGUAAGGAAUUGGAGCUGACAACAGGUUCCUUGGACAGCAUCUGCUCAGCUGACCUGAUAGUAGCAGUGGUGACAGGCCUUCUGGGGGCAUCAUCACCUCCCCCAUGGAGGAAUGUCUCAUCUGUGGCAGGCCUCGGACUUACCACACAGGAAUCUUUCUCAUCUGGAUUCUCCUCAAGGACAUCAGGCUUCACUUCCUAUGGUCUUGGAUCUCCAUCUGUGAGGGUGAGGGAUGUGGCAGCUGUGUAUGGGUUCCUGCUGCUGGUCCACCCGGCACACCUCACCUAUGCUGCCACUGAACGCCACACAGCCUAUUACCUUCCCCACAUUCCUGUGAAUCUCACCUCCAAAAGACACAGUUCCUCUGUGGCUGUGGGUGUGGACUUGGCAGCUGAACUCAUAGAUAGACCAGAAAAAAUUCACACCCUCCAACAGUUUCAGGCUGGUGACUGGCAGGUCAUAGAGAAUAGUGACCCACUAUUGCAACUAAAAAGAAUCAGGCAGCAGCAGCAAGCAGAAAUCAGGAAGCUCAGAAGGGAAGGAUCAAUAGCCAGGAGUGCCUAUUACACCUCAGAGGACGAGGACAGCUCAGGGGAAGGCCAGAGCACCAAUGCUGCCCUAAAGGACUCACCAUUCAGCAGUAUAGAUGAAGUGGAUAGCACACAAUUGCAACGACAGGCAGUCACUUCACUGGGCAAGCCUCCAUGUAAGACAGAGCACAUCAAAAGGAGUCUCAGUAGAAAUGGCAGAGGCACCCCAGAGAACCAAUCUGCUACAGAAGAUGAUGCAACAGAAAUUAAUAAUGAGACUAUCAAGGAAGACAAUGAGCAGUCUUUAGAAGCUGAACAAACAGAUGACAGUGAUGCAUUGCCUAGGACAACAAAGUGGGUGGAUGACACAGGAGAGACAGAAGAGGAUGACAGUGGGGAUGACGAGGAGAGUUCCAGCACUGCCAACCUCUCAUGCCUGACCCGGGUGGUGGUGGGUCUUUUGGAAAUGCUAGAGGAAGUGCUGCGGUGUGCCUCAGACACCACAGCCCGCACACUGCUUGCUGAGGCCCUGCACAUGGAUCAGACACUCAUCAUGGCCAACCACCCACACCCUGUCAUCCGACGGGCUGUCCUUAAGCUGUUCACCACCAUGAUGGACAGAUGUUCACCUGAGGACAGUGUUCUACACCUACGCCAAAAUGCCCCUCUCAUCAUGGGUCAGCAGCUGCACAAACACACUGCCUCCAUCACCUCCCACCUUGUGACAGCAGCAUUUUCUCUUGCUUUGGAUCGAUCCUUCACCUUUGAAGAUUAUGCUGUUGACUCUGACCCCACACUUGCUCUCCCACACAAGGUGGUCUUGUUUGUUCCCCUCUUGGCUCUGCUGCCCAACUCAGCCCAAGACAUUGCUCUGUGUCACAACACACUCAUGGUUCUUCUGGACUUACUACAUAAGAACACAGAGCUCAUCAUCCCACUGAUUCACAAGGCAUAUUUUGUGGACUCCCUGCUAUGCACAUUGAAGAGCUGCUUGCACACUGAGGGUGUCGGGGUGAGCGACUUGACUGGUGAGAGUGAGUGUGAGGUGGUGGUGUCUGACAUAACUGAGAUACUCUCCUGGAUUGUCAACUGUCUUGUUGCCUCAACACAGCACAAGAACUUUUUGCUGAGCCUAGAGGUUCUGCACCACCUGAACCUGUUAUGCCGGGGAGAAUCGGCAGUAUGUGGGGGCCAAGCCAGCUGUGUUGGCCACCUGCAGGGCACAGAGGCAGCCCUACUGCAGGUUGCAUUGUCUCGCAUCCAAGCCACAGCUUCCACCCACCAGCACACCCUCACUUGUGAUGCUGCAAGUGCUUCUGGCCCAUUCAAGUUGGAAAAGACAAGUGUGACAGGAUCUAGCAGCCUUCAUAACAUGAAACUAGCUUCUCCUGGCACGCCUAGGGAAGAGAGUGACUCUGGGGUUGGCUCAGUACUGGCUAACUACACCACUAUACCCUUCACCAAGAGCCUGCACAACAUCUCUGACCAGCUCUUCCUGAGCCAGAGCCGCAGUUCCCCGGCAUUGGGCUCUGAGGGCUCCAGGAAGGAUGACAAGGUGUUGGCCCACUCAGAACUAGUUGACAGAUUCAAAGUGCUCAUACAAAAAGCAACAGACUUCUUGUUCAUGUCAGCUUGGUCAUCAGUGGAGUCUGUGGCAUGUGCCUUGCCGUCUGCCUCAGCCUCUGAGACCUUCAGCCUCUUCCUGCUAGAUUUGUUGCUGUCUGCUGCUGCUACCAUCACCCAGCGCAAAGGUAACAGUGAGCGGUGUGGGUGGGAGCGUGUGCUGUGGGGCUGCCAAGACAUCUUGCGCCUACACCUCAACCACCUCUUGGCCCUCAUCACCUCCCCACGCACCCACCUGCAGACUCGUGUGAGGGCAGCACAAGCACUUUCCAGGCACCCUCGACUUCAUCCUAUCAUCAACUGCACUUCUAAGGCAAACCCUCAGCUGAUGUACAAGGUCGGAAUCUUUAUACAUGAGCUGCGCUACCAGAAUGAGAGUCGCUUAGAUGCUGCUGCCACCCGCAGCUGUGAGACACUCCUACAGGCGCUGGAGGAGUGCUCAGUGCAAGUCCUUCCCCCUCCCGAGCAUUUCCCACCACAUGGAGCCAUGAGGGAAUGGAGUGUUGUGAGUGAAGAGAAGAAACAGUGGCAGGAUGAAUCUGCCAAAAUUGCAAUCCUAGUUGUUGAUCGGUGCACCAAACAGGAUGAGAGACUCAUGACUAAGAACACUCAAGCAUAUGAGGCAGUGGCUCAGGAGUGCAGCCGCCUGACCCGCAGUGUGGUGGACCGGCAGAAUGUGGAGCGCAAGUUGGUGUUGGGUGGCAUUAAACAUGCACAGUGCCGUCAUGUCCACCUCACACACCGCUGGAGGGACCUUGUGGAGACUCUAACCCAUGAGCGUGCCACCUGGCACUUCUCACAUUCUUACCCAAGAUCAUGGCAACUAGACCAGACGGAGGGGCCGCUCAGGAUUCGAAAGAGGCUUUCCCGCGGCCGCCUCCACAUCAGCUCCCGGUACCUAAUGCCUGAGUACCGUCAGAAGAUUGAGGUUGAGCGUCAGCCAUCCCCACUGGAGACUGUCCUUCAGGGGUCAGCAACAGAGGCCCAGAUGGCAGUGAUGAUUGAGCGGCUUAAUGCAAGUGAGCGCAUCAUCCACAUGAGCAGUGCCUCAGUGGUGUCACCAGGCAUGGAGCAGUGUGGCGAGAUCUUGGUCAGUCGCACUGCCAUGUACUUUGUUGGCGAAAAGGUCACCAUUGAUAUGAACCAGAGUGGCACCAGUAGUGAAGUGGUGUCUGUCACAUGGCCAUUGGAUACUGUGAGGGAGAUACAUAUCCGCCGCUACCAACUUCAGGACUGUGCACUGGAGCUUUUCCUCACUAGUGGUCAUUCAGUGCUUCUAGCCUUCACUGACACUCAGCACCGCAAUCAGAUUAUUAGUGUACUGAGUAUGUCAGACAUGCCCAGCCUGCUGAGCAAAGCCACUCUUCCUGAAGUCACGACCCGCUGGCGUGAUGGACACAUGACCAACUUCGAAUACCUAACUCAACUAAACAAGCUGGCAGGCCGGUCCUUCAAUGACCUCAUGCAGUACCCAGUGUUUCCUUUUGUCCUGUGUAACUACACUGCUGACAUUCUCAGCUUAAAUGACCCUUCUAGCUUCAGGAAUCUCAAGAAACCAAUUGCAGUGCAGCAUCAAGCAAAGGAGCAACACUACAUCAACAACUAUGAGAUUACAUCUCAGAUCAGCCAGGGUGCUGGGGACGGACCUUACCACUAUGGCUCCCACUACAGCAACUCCGGCAUUGUGCUCCACUUCCUAGUACGCCUUCCACCCUUCACUCAGCUCUUCCUCCGCUAUCAGGAUGGUAACUUUGACAUCCCAGACAGAACUUUCCACUCAAUGCAGACCACCUGGCGCCUUGCAUCCUCAGACUCUACCACUGACUUCAAGGAACUCAUCCCGGAAUUCUUUUUUCUCCCUGAAAUAUUCCUUAAUUCAGAAGGCUUCAACAUGGGUGUGCGUCAAAGUGGUGAGCGAGUCCAUCAUGUGCAGCUCCCCCCGUGGAGUGGUGAUGAUCCUCGCAGAUUUGUGUUGGUGCACCGGGCAGCAUUAGAGUCACCACUGGUGACGCAGAACCUCCACCACUGGAUUGAUUUGGUGUUUGGUUACAAGCAGACUGGCAAGGCAGCAGUGGAAGCCAUCAAUGUCUUUCAUCCAGCGACAUACUUUGGGUACGAUGUGGAGAAUGGGAGCGACGAGAUAAGUCGGGAGGCUCGUAAGGCUAUGAUCAAGACAUAUGGCCAAACACCUCAGCAGCUCUUCACCAGCCCUCACCCCCCCGCCAGCAACAGCGGCCCUACUCAAAGUCCACAGGCCCCAGAAGUGCUUCAUGAGGUGCGGGGGCUGCGCUGGGGCACCUAUGCUGGUUCUCCUGCUGAUGAGCGCCCCGUUCUUGCCCUGGUACAGACUCUCAAGACACCAGCCACCCGAUUAGCCAGUCUCUCUCACACGGAGCUACUCCUCAUGCCCCCUCACACUCACCUCCUCAACAUUGGCCAAAGCAAAACUUCUGCAUCUGGGGCAUACAUCUUGUCAUCAAACCACCAGGAUGGCAUCAUUCGCUGCCGUCGCCUCAAGGACAAUGCAGCUCAGCCACUCAUCUCAGUCCCUCCCAAUGAACAGGUAACAUGGUGUGUGUGUGGCACCAAUCAAGUGUGGCUUGGCUUGGCAUCUGGUCAGAUCCUGGUAUACUUGGUCACCACAAGUCAUGUUGGGGAGGAGCUGGUGAUCUCCCUGCCUCCUACCCUCCUCCUGGCACACACUGCACCCAUCACCCACCUGUAUCUUUCAAAUGCUUUCAAUGUCUGUAUUUCUGGUGGCAAAGAUGGAAUGUGUGUCCUGUGGGAUACCAACAGGCUGUCAUAUGUUCGAAGCAUUGGCUGGAGUGGUGUGGAGGUUUCACUGCUUGCCAUGAGUGAGACCCUUGGGGAUUGGGCUUCUAUCACUCCCCUAGGGUCCAUUGCAUCAGUACUGCGCCUCUACACCAUCAACGGGGCACUUGUAGAUUCAGCCGUCACCCCUGCCCCAGUUACUGCUCUAGCCUUCACCUCAGCACCUGAAGGAACUGCAAUCAAUGUCAUUGCAACUAGUAUGGCAGAUGGUGUCAUCAGGCUGUGGAGUGUCUGGGACCUUCAUGCUGUCAGGGAGCUGAGGACAGACAGAACAAGGCAGUCAAUAGCAUCACUGCAGUAUAGCCAGGACAAUCUCCACCUCUGUGGCAUCACUGAGAGUGGCAUUCUGGUGGUGUGGGAGUCCUCUCUUGUCAAGACCAAGAUCCCCAAGUUUAUCACUGUCCCACCUGUGUAGCUACUCACCCUUCAGAAAAACUUUCUCAAGUCACCUAAGGGAGAUUCAUUGUUUUCUGUAUAUUUUGAAUUUUGGGUUGGUAAUGAUUGUUGGUGAACAGUUUUCUUUCAUCUUCAGCUUGUCACAGAAAUUUCACCUUUCUUGUUAUUUUUGUAGGGAGAUGGAAAUUUAUUCAUAUGAGUUUUAAUAAUUCUCUUUUUAGCUUUAGUAGAGACAGUAUGUAUAGGUAAUAUGUCUUUUAGAAGCCAGUUGAGCCAUGAAUACAUUUUUUAUGGGAAAUAAAUUUCAAAAGUUAUUUUCAGAAUUUCUUAUGUGGGCAUUUAAGCAUGGAAGCAGCAUGCUUGUACAGUACUUUUUGGUCAAGUACUUAUUUGUCUUCCAAGCUUUUUCUUUUCUGUAUAAAUCUCCAUGCCAAUGCAAUGCUACUUAAAACUAGAGACAUGUUAAAUUACCUGAUAUAGUGUAGGUGGAAUACAUAUUUACCGUCCCAUUUAUCUGGGUAUAUCUAUGAAUACGCUUUGUGUAUGCUGCUACAAGACUGUACAAAGAACUUAAUAGUGAUGUAAAGAGUCCCUAUUUAGUAUUUAAGCAGUCAGCAAGCUAAAGUAUGCAGUACCUCAGAAAUCUCAUUGAUUACAUCAUUUUUUUUCUUUCCUUGUUUUGGUGUGUGUAUGUGUGUGCAUGCAUGUAUGCAUUUCCGUGAGUGCAUGUGCACGCACGUGUGUGUGUGUGAGAGAGAGAGAGAGAGAGAGAGAUGUAGGACCUAUGAGGAUACAGGCAGCUGGUCAGCUUUACUGGCCACAAUGUUGGUAGUGGCAGCUGCUAAGCUACUCUGGUUGCAGUGCGAAGGCAGUAGCUGUGCCCAAGAUUCUGCUUCACUUCUACCAUGGCAGUUUGUACCUGGGGCUCAUCAGGCUAGGUAGGCACCACCUACCCACUUUAGCAUUCAGCACUGCAUCAGGUAAUAGGAUAUAGAAUAGAGAGCAGUCAAAUUGGCAUAUGAAAUUGACAUCUUCAUAUUUUAAAUGGAAUAUUUUAAUGCAAAUAUUUUCUCCAAAUCACACACACAAAAAAAAUGGAAUCUCCUAAGUUCAGCACAGAACAGAGGCUGAUGUUUAUGCUGUACCUGGCAGCAUCAAGGAGCUGUAAUUACUUAGUCUUUUAUUCAAGUUUUCUUGACUGUGAAAGAUGAAUUAGUUUCUUCUGUUUUGUAUGUACUUAUGUAAUGCGGGGGAAACAUAAAAAUCAAUAACCUUAAAUAACUGAGGUAUUAACUGAAUCAUGUGAGUGCAAGACACAGGGCAGACAUUCAGACCAACAGGUGAACAAGUGCUGAACCAGACUUGUGUGAUCAUGAGUCCAGACAUUCAGACCAACAGGUGAACAAGUGCUGAACCAGACUCGUGUGAUCAUGAGUCCAGACAUUCAGACCAACAGGUGAACAAGUGCUGAACCAGACUCGCGUGAUCAUGAGUCAUGAACACACAAGUCUGGUUCAGCACUUGUUCGCCGGUUGGUCUGAAUGUCUGCCCUGUGUUUUGCAAUCACAUGAUUCAGUUAAUACCUCAGUUAUUUAAGGCUAUUGAUUUUUAUGUUUUCCCCCAUUGCAUUACACUUAUUCAACAUUUUUAGGAUGCUCAGUAAAGCUUAAGCUACCUCUUGAUUGCUAGGCCAAUAGAUUUUAAUAAAUAAAAUGUACAUAGGUAAUUUUUAUCUUUUACAAAAAAAAAAAACAAUCAAAGAGCUCUGAAUUGGUUUGGUGAUUAUAAUCAUUAGUAUUUUUCCUAAAUUUCAUAAUGGUAAUGUUUUCAGUCAACAUGGAUAUGUUCCAGGAAGGCAAUACUUAGGCUCAUAAAUAAGUGUAAGGUCAAAUAAUGAAUAAUAUCAUGCAAGUAGUGUAAUUUAUAUGUAGAUUUUUUUAAAUGAAAUUGAAUUAUAUAUCCUUAAUGUUAAGGGAAACAAAAGACAUUUAUAUUUAUUGUAAUUGAAGUAUGUUACUUUGAGAGAUCCUAUAUUAUAUUCAUGUAUUAUGUUUAUAAAAGUGAAUUAGUAUAUAUAUAUAUAUAUAUAUAUAUAUAUAUAUAUAUAUAUAUAUAUAUAUAUAUAUAUAUAUAUAUAUAUAUAUAUAUAUAUAUAUAUAUAUAUAUAUAUACAGUAAACCCUCCAUAAAUUGGACAAAUUGGGGGGGAGACCUUGUCCAAAAUAGUUAAAAAUCCGAAAUAUGUAAAAUUUUAUGGAAACGAAUUUGUGCGUACUCAAGCAAGACUGUUCCAGAGUUAACCAUCAAUUUUGAUUAAAGCAUGCAUAAACGAUUAAGCCACCUCAGGGGAGCUAGAGUAGAGCAGGGCAGCAUAAAUAUAAAUUUAUACGGCUCUGGAGCACUGUUAUGAGUUGCAUCUGGUGCACACAAAUCUAAACUAUUUUUGAAUUUGAAAUAAUUUUGAGAGGAAGCCUUUGUUUUGAAAUGACACGGUCCAUACUCUUCUCAAAUUCCUAUAUUCAAACCAGGUCUUCGACUGCUUUACAAUACCAUCCCGAUGCUGUCCGGACACAUGUAGAACGUUGCUUCUAAAUUGGGGACUUGCUGUAGUACAUGUCUGAUACUCAUAGCAUAUCCAUAACAAUAACCCCCCCACAGGCCCCCAUCGCCAACCUGCCAGCCUCAGUGCCUCACAGCCCGUCGCUAAGCAUGCUGUUCGGCUAUUCAGACAACUGUGCAUGCAGCUAUGCAGACAGCAUCCACAAUAAAAAAACAAUAUACUUAUUUUUAUUAGGUUUGUCAGUAUUAUUAUAGUAGAACCUCAUUUAUCCGGUACAAAUGGGGGGAAGCUCAUGCUGGAUAACCCGUUUUGCUGUUGUUUUCAGACCUACUCCUGUAGGAUUGCCAAAAGUCAUAGAUGAUGGAGGAUGAACAGCCGAAUUCCUCCAUCAGACUAUGGCAGGACUCAUGUUUCUUAAGUCUCUGGCAGAUCUCUAACUUCUGCUUCAACGUAAGCACCUUGCGCUUCCUCUUCUCCAUAACCUUAGGCAUGUUGCUACCGAAUAACAGUCCCAAUGGUCCAGUAAUAACGGUCAAAGGCAGGUCUCAUUACGGCAGCACACCACUCUGGUCUAUGGCGGGUAAAUGCAUCGGCGAUGCCACAUAGUUGCCAACUCCACUUUGGCAGCCUUGGCGUAAACAACCAGUGUUGCCAUUCUUGCAAUUUUCCCACUAGAUCUAGAGAUUUUGGGUAAUGACCUAGCAGGAAAAUUUGCCAUUUAGCAGCUAGAGUUUUAGUGAAAAUUCCUACAGUACCCUCUUGAGUUUCACGCUCGCUUCGUUCCGAAGGUAUAGCGCUAAACUCGAGGACCGCGAAACUCAAGGUAUUGAAAACACUGGAAAAGCACUUAUCUGUUCCGACCUGUGGAUAUUUUUUAUUUAUUUAUUUAUUUAUUUUUUUUUUUUUUACAUGUGGGCUAUGGCGCCGGUAGACUAUACAUCUGGGCCUGAUGGUCGGCCCCGAGCCCGCCAUGGUGCAGGUAACUGUUUAUAGUGGCGCUAUUAUAAUUGGCUCAUGCUGCCCCCCGGAGCUCACUUUUUUUCCUCCUUUACUCCCAUGUUAUCUCAAAAUACGUACCUUGGAAAAAGGAAGAAAACAGGAAGAGAGAACGGGUCAUUUUAAAGCCACAGAUGAAGCCCUACGAUUGGCUGAGCUCUGAAAACACGCUUGUGAUUCGCAGGGAGUCCGAUGACGUCAUCGAUGCCGCUCACCCGGUCAGCGGCCUCGCUGCCUUGGGGCAGUGUCACACUGGCCGUUUUCCUCUAACCAUUGUGUCUACUCACCCGUGCGCCCAUCCGGGAGCGAGUUGUCGGUUGUCCGUAACCUGGUGUCACACUGGGCCUUUCUUCCCACCACGUUGGUGGCAGCUUGGGCAACCGGCAAAUCAAACUUUUCCGGGUGCGCGUCACACACGGCCAAGGUCGGUUGCCCGUAUCCACAUCCACAAUGUAAACAAAGCACUUGCCCUGUAUCGACAUGGCGUUGUCUGCUAAAGUAAGGGUUGCUGCGGUUUGUGCUGCCAUUACCCAAGUUAUGGACUUGUUGCAUCAGUUAAAUGGCAGGAAGAAGCUGUUGUGGGUGUGGCGUGUCUGUGGGUCCUCUGUGCCAGUUCUCAUUGCCACCAUUGCGCAUGAGCGGCCAACCAACCCAUCUAGACUCCGACCACAUAAACACGUGGAUCGAGUAACAACACACACACACACACACACACACCAGACUCAUCAUGAACCAUGGCAGAUGUUUCUCACAAACAAAAAUGGCUUUACCAUUUCCUAGAGUGUGUGAGAACUUAUUUGGUGAGUGGUUCACACAAACCAAACAUACCCAAUGGCAAGAAGAGAGCAGUGUUAAAGACGAUUGCUCUCUUCUUGCCAAGAGCUAGGUUUGGUUCAUGUGAGCCACUCACCAAAUACGUUUUAACACACUCAAAAAAUGGUGAAGUCGUUUCAGUUUGUCAGAAACAUCUGCAAUGGUUUCUAAUGAGUCUGGUGUGUGUGUGUGUGUGUGUGUGUGUGUGUGUGCUUGUUUAUUGUUAUUCGAUCUAUGUGAGCAGACGACGCCAUGUCGAUACAGGGCAAGUGCUUUGUUUACGUUGUGGAUGUGGAUACGGACAACCGAACUUGGCCGUGUGUGACGCACACCAGGAAAAGUUGGAGUUGCCAGUUGCCCUAGGUGGCGCCAACGCGGUGGGAAGAAAAAAGCCCUGUGUGACACCAGCUUAUGGAUAACCGUGAGCUCGCUCCCGGUUGGCCCAACGGUUGGACGAAAACAGCCAUCGUGACACCGCCUUAAGGCAGUGAAGCCGCUGAUGUGGUGAGCGUCGGCGAUGACGUCAUUGGACUCCUAGCGAAUCACAAGCAUGUUUUCAGAACUGGCAGGCAAUUGUAAGGCAGCCGCCUUCAACUGCGGCUUCAAAACGACCCAUUCUCUCUCUCUCUCUCUCUCUCUCUCUCUCUCUCUCUCUCUCUCUCCAUAGCCACAAUGUUUGGAGGAAAACGUCCAUUGUGACACUACCUUUAAAGGCAGCGUGCGUGAUGCCGAUGGUAAGUAGACGUGACCCGUACGUGUCAAAGCAGAGCGAAACUCGUGGUGAUAAUGCGCGAAACUCGGGAUGGUAAGAAUUUAGGACUAACCGCGAAACUUGUGGAUCGCAAAACUUGGAUAGCGCGAACCUCAAGAGGGUACUGUAUUUAGGCAUUUUUGAAGGGUAUAAUUAUUACAUUACUUAAAAUCUACCAAUUUAGGGCUCUGAUCUAGCGAUUUUUGAAGGUAAAUCUAACGGGACUGAAUAUUUUUUAUAACAACAAUCUAAACAACACCAGAGCAUAUUCAUGCCAUUGUUUUGGCUGCUGGAUAACAAGAUUCUACUGUAUAAGUAUUAUUAAAUUUCCGCCACUUCUAACGGACGAAGUUCUCCCCCAAUUAGUUCUUUGUACUGAGGAUGUACUGUGUAUAUAUAUCAAACAAACAUUCCUUCUAUGUGACUGUGAUCGUAGGAGCCACACACCAAUGCUUAUCUCGGGUACCAAGCAGUUUCUUCCUCCAGACAAACACUACUAGACAUCUUUGGAACCAAGUCCACUAUAACAUAGAAGUAGAAAUUUUGUUCACCAUGAUGAUUGACAACUGGCAUCACUCUCUUAAUCCUCUCGUGCAUCACAAAGUGUAAAGCGUUUUGUAAAGUACCACCAGACUAGUGUUUAUCCUUGAACCCUACCUCUCCUUUUCAUUGGAUAUGUUUUAGUUUAUGGCCAUGAGCUGUUAUUUAACCAAGAAUAGAAAGUACAUAAUUAAAAUGCAAAAUAACUUAUUGAAAACUUCUUGCAUUAGACAUUAUUACAUAAACAUGAAUUCCCAUUGCUAGAACCAUUAUAUUCAGAUGAUGGGAAGCAAAAUUAAACAUAGUAAUGAUAGUAUUAUCAGAUGAACUAGCCAACACUAUAAAUGCUAAAAAUAAGAAUGGGAGAAGUAUAAUGCUAUAGUUAUAUUAAAUACAUUGCAGCCAGAAUAUUUCUUGGCUCAUGUAGCAUGUUUUAAAAGCAGCUUUACCAAGCAUUGAAAUAAGAUGAAUGUUGACAUAUAACAGUGUUAUGCACUAGACAUUGUGUAAUCUAUGCAAAAUUUAUACAACAUGGCUUGAUGGUAA
Messenger RNA from Eriocheir sinensis (Chinese mitten crab), 12756 nucleotides. RefSeq names its product lysosomal-trafficking regulator-like. Gene Ontology annotation, cellular component: membrane; cytosol. Gene Ontology annotation, molecular function: protein kinase binding. NCBI's taxonomy places the organism in Eukaryota, Metazoa, Arthropoda, Malacostraca, Decapoda, Varunidae. The record is from RefSeq and is a predicted model, not a curated record. Gene Ontology annotation, biological process: intracellular protein localization.